This is a messenger RNA of Monopterus albus (swamp eel), 1542 nucleotides long. Its product is annotated as CD27 antigen. The record is from RefSeq and is a predicted model, not a curated record. Gene Ontology annotation, molecular function: protein binding. Gene Ontology annotation, cellular component: external side of plasma membrane; CD40 receptor complex. The transcript has 6 exons. Gene Ontology annotation, biological process: immune response-regulating cell surface receptor signaling pathway. Lineage: Eukaryota; Metazoa; Chordata; Actinopteri; Synbranchiformes; Synbranchidae. Bases 1021 to 1542 code for a protein of 173 amino acids.
AAGACAAACAACCACAACACACCCACACUCACUCCUACUGCCAAUUUAGAGUCGCCAGGCGACCUGAGCUGCAGGUCUUUGGACUGUGGGCGGAAGCAGGAGCACCCGGAGGAAGGCCCCGGGUCGGCCGGGAUGUUGUUGCUGCCAGGCGUCAGCGCUAACCACCAGAGGUUAGGAGGGAGAGGCACUGGGACUGUGUACUUCAGAUGUGCGCAUUCCCUGAUUCUCUAUUUAAAUUACAAAUAAAUACACACUAACCCGAAGCUUUGGCAGUCAAGCCUUGAGCACCUUAGUGGUGAGUAAAAUCAGAAAUGAUCAGUCAGUCAUGCUUUGAAUAGAAAUGAUCUAAUUUAAUUUGCCCGUAACUAUGGGUACCAUCAUUUUUUUAAAGCCGGUUGGUACUUUAUUCAACAGGCCAGCAGGGAGGUCUCACGUGCCUUUUCUGUUACAGUAUAUGAAAGAGCUCACUCAGCAGAGCAAGACAAGUGCUUCCUCAGAAAAACCGCAUCCUUCCUUUUCAGUGAGCAAAAAAGCACCUUCAUCUCAGUAAUCUGUCUCUUCUUUAUCUCUCUGUCUGGGUCAAAUACCUGCACUAUGUUCUCACAUUUGACAUAAGGGUAUUUAAAGUAGGUGCUCUCAUACACAGAAGAACACACAGUUCUUAUUCUGUGUGUAGGUUUUGUGUUUCUAGCCAAGUGCACAAAUGGCUUUUGUUUAUUUGUUUACCUCAUCACAAAAACAUCAACAAUUUCCUGGCAAAGAUUGCUUUGAAGUUCUAACUAGAUGUACUAAUACUUACGGUCAAGCAGCAAUACUGAAACCUUAAGAUAAGCAUGACAAGGUUUGCUCUAAGUCAGCUCAGAGUGAUUUUGUUGCACAGUCAUGUCUUGUCCAGUCAUCACUGUACUCGGUUUGAGUGUUGCAGCCACAUGGAGCCUUGGAGGCAGCCCCUUCAGGACGCCGCUUCCUCAACCUUAGUCACAGUUGACAGGAGGUCACGUGUUGUGACUUGACAGCUGCAUGGUGGCAUCCAGCCUCUUCAGUUUAAGUCUCAUGCUCACAGGGUCACAGGUUACUUCUGAGCUCCCCUUCUCAGCCACUAUGCACCCACUUUAUUAUAUUGCUUUUACUGUCCUGGCCAGUGUUUCUUUCCUCUCUUCCGUAUUUUCUAUUCAGUGCAAUGACAACCAAUAUCCAUGGCCGGUGACGACACAACAGUUUUGCUGUGACAAGUGCCGACCAGGAUAUCAUAUGAAUCGCGGGCGUCCAGAAAACUCCUGUAAAAUUUAUUGUGAGGUUUGCCCGAACCACCAAUACACUGAUUCCUACAACGUGGAGAUGUCCUGCAGAACUUGCAAUUUUUGCAACAAACCUAACAUGGAGUACAAGGUGAAGUGUAGCACCACUCAUAAUGCUGUGUGUGGCUGUACAGCCGGAUACAGGUGCAACGAUCAGUCCUGCUCACAGUGUGUGAAGAUAGCAGCCACCACCAAACCUACACUCCCUCCAUCCACUACAACCACAACACCUCACAACACCUGA